GCCGCAAACAGUUCCUCAGUUUGAACAUUAUCCAUUUUGGUCAAGUUGGCUGUCGCUCUCUAGACGCCAAAAGCAAACAUUCAAAAAGGCAAAAAGGGAACGAUUAAAGCUGUGUUAGGCAUUCUUCGCUCGUGUGCUAAAGCUUGACGUCUUGGAUUAUGAAGAAACCAGUCCGAGUCUGGUCUCAAGAUAGGAGAGAACGUCAUGGAAUAGUUGCUGGCACUUUAGAAGAAGUAAAAACCAAGGGAGCUACAAAAUUGAACUAUUCUGAUCCCUCUUCUCUCACCGUUGUUCUAGAAGAAGAUGGGACUCAUGUUGAUGAUGCUUAUUGGGAGACUUUAACCCCUGAUACAAGACUUAUUGUACUACGCCCUGAUGAAGUUUGGAAGCCGUCUCCCUUACCUGUACCUAGUAAUGUAUUUUUUAUUGGCGAUGAAACAGAUAGUUCCUCUGAAGGUCAACAGAGAGCUUUAAACCUUUUUGCUGCACUGCAGCAAAAUCCAGCAUCUGUAGCCUUGCUCAGUCUUUCUGAUCUUGAAGUUCUCAAGGAUGCAAAUUUAAGUGCACCUGAGUUUUCUAAACUCAGUGCACAAUCCUCAGUGGAGUUGCAGGAGCUAUGCAUUGAGUUUUAUGUGAAGAAGAAGAAAGAAGCAGAAGCUCUUGAGUUAGUUGAUCUUUUGAAGGAAAACCUCAUGGGUGAUAAAAGUUAAGUUCUGUAGCAUUAUGACAGUUUCCAGUCACUGCCAGUUAAAAUCAUAAUAUACGGUAUACUUGUACUGCCAAGUCACAUUUUGACCAACUGCCAUCAUAUUUCUCCAAAUGCUUGGAUCUUUUGUAGAUCCAAUGGACCAAUACCAAGCCAUAUUUUAGCUUUUAGAAUUCUGAGUACUAGUACUAUGCGUAUGAUUGCCAAUGGUAGAUAACUUGAGGUGUUUAGUAAUGCUUAAUACAGCUGUAUAUUUACCACUCUUGCACUUGUCAUUAGCAACUUUUGUACAUUUCUGUGUAUUUCUCUCAAGGUGGAUCAGGUGAAAAUGUAUGCAUGUGGUUUACUUGUCAUGCAUUUUAAUAUUAUUGCUCAGUACACAGUCAGAUUUUGCCAUUGCACAUUAUCAUGACAUUUGCAUUUAGUAUCUAAUUAUCUAAGGUGGAUGUUUUAAAAAGGAUCCUUGGAAAACAUCUCGAGUUGAAACUUAUAGCAAUGGAAGAGAUAAUGUGCUGUGUAAGAUCGCUUGUGGGUUCCUCAGCAGUGCUUUUGCAUGCAUAGUUUAUUUUUGGGAACUGUAGCACAUCUUGGUUAUUCAGCACAGCAGAUAUGUAGAUAAUUUCCAUUGGAUUAAUUUUUAGAUGUUUGUCAAGAUAAAAGUAAAUAUACACAAUAUUUAUUACCUUAUGGUAUAUCUAUACAUUAACCAGGUUGACUGAAUUAUUUUAUAAAAGUAUACAAUUAAGCCUUAGGCUGUGUUUAUACAGGCAGUGAUUUGGCAUGUGCAGGAGCAGGUUUAUGCUUAUGGUGUGAGAAUCACAGGUUGUUCACACAGACAUUGUAGGCUAACCAAAGCAGAAGCUUGUUAGUGUGUAGCCUUCAUUUGUAUGGCAUCACCUUUUUAUGUACUCUGUGAUGGUAUUUAUAUUUUAUUGUAUUUUUAUAAUUUCUGCAAUAUUUUGUUCUUAAAUCUAGUACAUAUAUACCUACA
Macrobrachium nipponense is the source of this 1697-nucleotide messenger RNA. Its product is annotated as DNA fragmentation factor subunit alpha-like. The record is from RefSeq and is a predicted model, not a curated record. The coding region runs from base 159 to 710 and encodes 183 amino acids. NCBI's taxonomy places the organism in Eukaryota, Metazoa, Arthropoda, Malacostraca, Decapoda, Palaemonidae. The transcript has 2 exons. Gene Ontology annotation, biological process: regulation of apoptotic process; apoptotic process.